Messenger RNA from Pieris rapae (cabbage white), 3478 nucleotides. Its product is annotated as zinc finger protein 22. Gene Ontology annotation, molecular function: RNA polymerase II transcription regulatory region sequence-specific DNA binding; DNA-binding transcription factor activity; zinc ion binding. Gene Ontology annotation, biological process: negative regulation of DNA-templated transcription. Bases 1969 to 3027 code for a protein of 352 amino acids. Lineage: Eukaryota; Metazoa; Arthropoda; Insecta; Lepidoptera; Pieridae. The transcript is spliced from 6 exons. The record is from RefSeq and is a predicted model, not a curated record. Gene Ontology annotation, cellular component: nucleus.
CUUAUCUGCUCAUAGUCAGAAGACUGAUUGCACGAUGCGCUCUUGGAAAAAAAAAAGCUUCUAAUAUAAUUCCAUUAAUAUAUUUAGAAAUUCCUAUUAUGUUCAUUAGCGUCUGCUUUAACUGAAUUAUAUUUACUUAAUGAUUAUAAGCAAUAUGAAACGGUCAAUAAUGUUAUUUUUUUCUUUGCAUGUUUUUAUUAAAUGCGCAGAAAGAUGAGACGACAGAUUAUCACAGAUUAAGACUUUUCUUCCUGGCAGCUUAUCGAAAUAUGGAAUUACAACAGUUGUUACCCAGUCUUCAAAGAUUUUACCCUCAAACCAGCCCGACGAAGAUCUGUUAUAUCGCGCACCGUUAGGUCCGUUCUUUACCCAUGUGUCAUAUAAGUGCUGAGCUUUGUAUACAACGUAUGGAGGUAGUAGUGCUCCUCCAGCUGUUCCGGCCAUCAUUAAAGAUGUGGAAGCUUUUGAAUGAUUCAUUACUCUCUUAGGGUAUUUGGUGCCACGUUUCAUUAAAACUUUUUUUUGACCCGGGUCAUCACACAAAUUGGUUUCAUCGUAGUUUAAGAUGUGGGUAGGUGGUACCCCAUCCAAACUUUUUUGUAAUUCUGAAUAGUAUUUCUUAAUAGUAUCGGGUGACACUGCUGCCCUACUUCUUUUUAUAUUUUGACAAAUUCGUUUUGCAAUUUUAUCCGAGUGUCUCCUGAGGAAACCUUCCACAAAGUCCGGCCCAGGAAAAUUAUUCUUAAACCGCUUAUGCUGGACGCCUAGUUUGUCAAGAUACAUUUUAACAAUAUAUCGCAGAUCCAAUGUAUUCAAAGGAUACCCCCAUUCGGCGCAUGCAUUUAUAUUGCUAAUCAGAUAUUCUUCGUCGGCUUCUGUCAAAGCGGUCUGACCGCCGUGAGGUUUCAUUACUCUUUUGCUGUGACGGUACAGCACGGAAAUAUGUAUAUUGUAUUUUUAAGCUAUCAGCUUUAAUUUUGCACCUGGCAAAGCCAAUUCCUCCACUGCCUGGCAUAAUAUUGUUGGAUCAUAUUUUUUGUACCGUUUUUUCGUUGGAUCUGGCUGAUAUCUUCGCGGCAUGAUGCAACCUAAAACACGAAAUAAAAUCACUAAGACAGCAGACGCAACCCUAGCAUAACGAAAUCGAUUAACCCCAUACGUAAUUCUUUUCACCCCAUUACUAUUUCUAUUCCCCCCCGUGCAGAUUUCUAUUGACCCCUUUUUAAUUCCUAUUGAUCCCUUUUUGUAGCCAAAUAUACUUGUCACGGAAUUCCUAUGAUUUUAUUAAUAUAAAUAACAUAAAAUACAAUAUUUUAAUGUAAACUAGUAAGAAUGUUGUACUUACGGUCAGCAUGGAGCAACAGAACUUACAAAAUCACAGUAUUAAUAAUUAAAACUUUAAAGUUUUGAGGACCCUUAACUUGUCUGUUUCCGAACUUCAACUUUAACCGUUAUUUCAUACCUUAUUAACCUUAAAAUGACAUUCAAAUCAUUUGUCUAUGGUAAAAAGAAAAAAAGACUAGUAUUGCCAAAGUAAAAAAAAACAAUUCUAUAAAAAUAUAUUGAAGCCUCACUGUGUGACAGUUGCCUAAACUUAUUCCGUUUUUUUUUCUAUUCACCCCGCGAUUUCUAUUCACCCCAUAUUACGGUACACGUCUUACAAAUUUUUUUUGAAGGGGUCUACCCAUAAGAUUCAAUACUGUCAAAUUUUACAAUAUGUCAAAUUAUUUUUUUUCCAUCUAAAUCUUAUAUGUCACUGUGUCAGUGCAAUAGAUAAUUAAAUGACAAUUGACAAACAACAAAUUACUUGUAUAAUCCGGCGAGCGUAGAUGCUUAUUUAAUUUUCAAUUUUUGGCUACUUAUCAACAUUGUUUUGCACUUUCUAUUCAAUGCCUAAUUUCAUAAAAAAAGAUUCUUACGCUUUCAUUGAUACCUUAUUUAAAAGUUCUGGGGUAAUAUAUCAGAAGAAUGCAUAAACUAAAGUGUUGUAGAGUCUGCUUAAACACUAAGAAUCUUCAUCUGAUCUUUACAUAUCCUGAACACAAUGAAAAAUAUACCAAUAUUCUAUUAAAUGUCGCAGGAAUUCAGAUCAAAAUGAAUGAUGAAUUGUCACAAGAAAUAUGUUCCAAUUGCAUAAAGUUCAUUAAUGAAUCCAUUCAAUUUAGACAAAAUUCUGAAGAUGCACAGAACAUUCUUAGAAACUUCAAAAUAAAUGAUCCAAUACCUCAACCCCUUGUUCUUAAUUCAGAAGAGGAUACUACAAUCAACAUAGCUCAUACAAAUGUUGAUUUUAAUGAUUUUGAUGAUAAUGUUACAUUAGAUAUAUUAAGAGUUGAAAACAUUCAAUCUGAAUCAGAUAAAUCACCAAUAGAAAAUAUGGAGCCCUUGGAAACAGUGAAACAAAGUACAGCUCGGAAGAAAAAUGUGAGGAAUAUAAAAAUUUCAGUAAAAGAGGGAAAUCACAAAAACAAAGAUACCCGUGAAGAAAUAGAAUGUGAAUAUUGCCAUAAGAUAUUAACAUCUAAAUUGUCACUUAGAAACCAUUAUAAAAUACACACAGGCUUUGACGUUGUGUGUGAGCACUGUGGGAAAAAAUUUAUUACCCGGCGUUUGCUUCUGAUGCACUGUCGAGCUAAGCAUGGAUAUGAGAAAACAGAUAAAUGCUCAUAUUGUGACUAUAAGGCAUCCAAUGCAGAACAGGUUAAAAUUCACGAGAGGCUACAUACAGGUGAAAAACCUUAUGUUUGUAAGGAGUGUAAUGCUGGAUUCCAUAGAAAAAGUAGUUAUUUACAACAUAUAGCUAUACAUCUACCAGAAAAGACUGUUCAGUGUGACCAGUGUCCAGCUCGUUUUAAAUCUGUAACCCUAAUGCGUAUACACAAAAACAGACACAGAGCACCACAAUACAGAUAUAAGUGUGGUGUAUGUGAUAAUAGCUUCGCAAGACGAAGGAAUGCCGCUAGACAUUUGCAAAGAGUGCACGGUGUCCCACCUGAUCAUCAUAUACAUAGACAUAAUAUACAUUGACAUACUUUUAGUAUUAACUAUGCGAUGAAAUAAUUAUGACAGACAAGAGAAAAAGUAUCUGUUGUUGUGCAUUUAAAUCAUCACUAGUUGGUCUAUGUUGACAAAUAACAUUAGAUCAUAUAGGGAAGGUAAUCUUUUAAAGGUUACCAUGAUAUCUAAAGAGAAUGAUCAAAGAAUCAACAGUCAAAGAUCCACUCUUUCACAACAUCAAUGUCAUAGUCUUUGUGGACGAUUUUGAUCUAAAUAGAGAAAUAAAAACAAUUGGACGCAUAGGUAAAAGGUACAGCUUCUGAGAUGUACACAUCCCUAAUGCAGAAUGAAAAAAAUUCUAUAUUCAAAUAAAUAUAAGUAAAAAGAAAUUAUAUAACUUGUAAGAUAAUGCAGUAUUAUAGUUAAGCUGAUUGUUUAUUAAUUUAAGUUCUGUUAUAUACGAAAUAAACUAUUUUUUUGA